Oncorhynchus masou masou (cherry salmon) is the source of this 2836-nucleotide messenger RNA. Its product is annotated as homeobox protein aristaless-like 4. The record is from RefSeq and is a predicted model, not a curated record. The transcript has 4 exons. Gene Ontology annotation, biological process: regulation of transcription by RNA polymerase II. Gene Ontology annotation, molecular function: DNA-binding transcription activator activity, RNA polymerase II-specific; RNA polymerase II transcription regulatory region sequence-specific DNA binding. Lineage: Eukaryota; Metazoa; Chordata; Actinopteri; Salmoniformes; Salmonidae. The coding region runs from base 311 to 1420 and encodes 369 amino acids.
GGUAGUGUAUAUCAGGGAGAUCUGGGUUGCAUCUUCUGAAGAAAGACGCAUUUUUGUUACUCGUCUAAACCUUAAGGGGAGUUUUUAGCUUUUGGUCAGCGAGUGGUUCCUGGAAAACAUCUGAAUCGUUUUAUAACCAAACACAGCUGCCGUGCCAGUGUAUGUGUGUGUGCGUGACAGUUUGUAUGUGUGUGUUCAUCCGUAUGUGGAAGAGGGAGAGAGAGUGAGGGUAUCUGUUUGCUUCCCUUUCCAAAACGGAAAGAAAGAAAAAAGUUUGGAAGUCUUUUUCUCCCAGUAACUUUUUUUAGGCAUGAACGCCGAGACGUGCGUCUCAUACUGCGAUAUGACAUCCAUGGAUUCAUAUUAUAGCCCCUCUGCACCGCAAGGUAGGGAUCAUCCGACGAACCCGUUUAGGACAUUCCAAGUAAGUGACAACAAAUACAGCCCCACUUUCCUGCCAAACAAAGGUCAGGCUUACGGAGAAAAGUCUCGGAGCCCAUUCCAACAGGAGUGUCAGUCAUUGGAUGCCACCGCUGGGGAAGGCACCUUUAACAAAUACCACCUCUUCAUGCAGAGGUCUUCUUGCAAAACCCCCCCCGAAGGAGGCAAACUGCACCAAGAAAGCGGACACAACGGAGCGCUCAUUCCCUGCUAUGGUAAAGACAGCUCAGGACUGACAGACUCUGACCUGACCCCGAACUCUGACCCCUCUGGGAUGGACGGCAGCUACCUGAGUGUGAAGGAUCAAGGCGUGAAGGGCCCCUCGGACCGACCAGGCUCGGACAUGGCCGGCCCCAUGGACAAGGGCGAGGGUGAGAGUAACAAGGGCAAGAAGAGGCGUAACCGCACCACCUUCACCAGCUACCAACUGGAGGAGCUGGAGAAGGUCUUCCAGAAGACCCACUACCCAGAUGUGUACGCCCGCGAGCAGCUGGCCCUCCGGACUGACCUGACCGAGGCCCGGGUACAGGUGUGGUUCCAGAAUCGCCGAGCCAAAUGGAGGAAGAGGGAGCGCUUUGGUCAGAUGCAGCAGGUCAGGACACACUUCUCCACGGCAUACGAGCUGCCUCUUCUAGCCAGACCUGAGAACUAUGCACAGAUACAGAACCCAUCAUGGAUCGGUGGCGGCAGCGGAGCGUCUCCUGUACCAGGCUGUGUAGUGCCCUGUGACUCAGUCACAUCCUGUAUGACCCCUCACCCUCACUCCGGCAGCGGCGUAUCAGACUUCCUGGGCGUCCCGAACCCUGGGGGUCACAUGGGACAGACACACAUGGGCAGCCUGUUUGGGGGUCCUGGCAUGGGGUCAGGGAUCAACGGGUACGAUCUGAACAGCAUGGACCCAGACCGCAAGUCCUCCAGCAUCGCCGCCUUGCGUAUGAAGGCCAAGGAGCACAGUGCAGCCAUCUCCUGGGCAACAUGAUGCCUCAACAGCAGCAGGACAGGGGCCUCUUGGAACCCCACCACGUCCAAACCAAGCCAAAGCAGAGAGGGGGGGCCAGUCUGUGCUACUAUAACAGAAAUAUUGAUAAUCUAAAAUAAUAAUGAUGAUAAAAGCCAUAAAAGCCAUAGCAAAUUGCUGAAGAGGAGAGAAAAGAGACUAACAAAUCUGGACAGUGAACUUCUUCUUCUUUGUGUCUCUGAUGGGAGAGACCAGUGGACAUCAGAGAUGAACAACAGUUAGUCAGUCAGGUAGUCAAAGCUUGAGGUAAGACGCAGGAAAUCAAGAAUCAGACCUAUCCUUGAAGAGACAAAUUAAUUGGUUGCUUGUUGGAAACAAUGUGCUGGUUAUACAGUAGCUAUAAACUAUAACACAACAAAAAUAACAAAAAAAGCGGAUUAGAUUUGAACCAAUCCCUGCACUUAUUCAGUUAAUACAGGUAAUGCUGUUUGUACAGAUAUUGAGAUGCGUCUGCUAACACACCUGCUAGUGAGAGUCAACAAAGCUUUUUCUGUUCAGGUGUCAUUAUACUUUCUUGUUUUCCGGUAUUUAAAUGUUGUGUGUAUUUUUAAUUCAUUUUGAUCCUGGUUUUGUCACAGAAUCCCUUGUCCCUUUCUGUCAGACUGUGUGUGAAUGCAACUAACCACAUAAACUGCAAACUGAUAUUCACAUAUUUACAUACAUUUGGCCUGAUUUGGGUCUGUGUGUCCAUUUGGGUUUCCUAAGGUCAUUUUGGUCAGCUUCACUUCAAGGAGAGGGGUGUAGGUAACGGUCAAGCCCAAAGCCGAUCCAUCUCUGUCAGACUAACUGAAAGAAUGCUGAUAAAAUCAGUCAUAUUCUUCAGUUUGGGAAAGACGUAAACCAUUUCAAAGGUAGCUUACUGUUUCUGGUAUGCAUGGUCAGCACUAGCAUACUUUAGGUUGGUGCUACCUUCCAACACUUAAAUGUCAGAUAUCAAUCCAGGUUUGUUUAAGUGCGGGCAGACAGAGAGGCCUACUUGCACCGCUGAUGGACAGUCACUGAGCCAGAGAUGGAUGGGGAUGAGGAAGUGGUGUGUGUGAGUAUGAGAGAGAGGCACAGCAGGCCUGCUGGGGCCUACAGGUCUGAGAGCACCAGACAGGCUCAGCUCUGUUUGCAGGAGGAGAUUCAAAGUGGACAUGCCAUUUCCUCCCUUGGCAUUUCCUCACCUCACAUUUCCACCUAGGGAGUUACAGGAAAAGUGCCCUCCAGUCCCAUUGCCAGAGAUAACACCCAGCGGCAGCCUUGAAAAGCAGAGAGGCCGUGUAGAUUAUACAGAUUAUGCAGUUUUUGUAGAUUAUACAGUUAUUGAGGGGGGUAAUAAAAUGCUGACUAACGCCAUCAAUGUUGACCACUGUCUCUUUUCAUGCAAAGCCUCAC